Lepisosteus oculatus (spotted gar) is the source of this 573-nucleotide messenger RNA. Lineage: Eukaryota; Metazoa; Chordata; Actinopteri; Semionotiformes; Lepisosteidae. The record is from RefSeq and is a predicted model, not a curated record.
GCUGUCAGGUAUAGGAGGCCGGGAGGACGAUAAAACCCACUGUCUGUCCAUGCAAAUUAGACGGAGAAGUGCCGAUAUAUAGCCACCGCCGCGCAAGAACAGACCUUAUUGUUCAGAGCAGCACCUGCAAAAAACCCAAAACACAGCCCGCUGUCCGAGAUGAGACUCAACAUCGCUCUAGUCCUGGUCCUAGCUGUUGCCGGACUUAAAACGGCAACCGCACUGUCCUUGGCAUCAGAGGAAAUAAGUGAAGAAAUCAGUAAAAAGGAAGAAGAUGUGAAUGACCUGCAGAAGAGAGACGAGCUGGAUUAUGACGAUGAGUCAAUUGAAGAGGAUCAGGCCUUGGAGGAUGCCCAAAACUUAGAGGUUCAGGCCAUGGAGGAUGCCCAAAACUCAGAUGACAAUGCUGCAAAGGAAGUGGAAGAUGAGGAGGAGUUAGAGGAGAACGUAGGAUUAAAAACUGAAGCAGAGGAAGAAGAUACAGAGAGCCAGGAGGGAGCUGAGAGAGAGCAUACAGAGGAAGAGGAGGUGGAAAAUCUAGGUGAGUUUGAGGUGUAAACCCACCUGGGCUCA